Molecule: messenger RNA, 381 nt
Organism: Sporothrix brasiliensis 5110
Lineage: Eukaryota; Fungi; Ascomycota; Sordariomycetes; Ophiostomatales; Ophiostomataceae
Exons: 2
Coding region: 1-381 (126 amino acids)
Source: RefSeq, a predicted model, not a curated record
AUGUCUUCUGUUCUCGCCCCCCCCGAAGCCGCCUCGCGGACAACGUCUCCGACCCGACGGUCAGCCGUCGCGUCCGUCUCGUCCGUCGCGGCCGCCGCCGUUGGUGCCGCCUCAGCAACACUCCGUCGCCUGGGGCUGCUGUCCGACACGUCGCUGGCGACGGCGGAGAAAGGCAAGGCGGUCGCGGCGAGGCACGACGCGGGGGACAAGGAAAGCCAGAGUGCGAGCGAGAGCGAGAGCGACGCCGACUCGUCCGUCUCCAUGCACGCCCACAGCCACGGCCACAACCGCCACAACCACCGCGACUACGAUCCCGAGACGGACUGGGCGUACGAGCUGCCGCUGUCGCUGCCCGUGGGCGCCUACUACUGGUAUUUUUAG